CUCCUGCUCCUGCUGCUGCCUCUGCUGCGGCUGAAUGGUCUGUCAUCACUUGAACAGAGCUGCGAGGGUUCAGAGGAACUGCAGUUCUGGAGAUGGAGCACUGCUAAGUGGUUUCCCUGUCAAACAAAGUAGACGAGAAUUUCUGCAGCUUUGGGAACUUGGACUUCUUACUGCUUCAUCCACCCGGGGAAGCAAGCAGCGCAACAGAAGAAGAAAGGGCAGAGAAGCACUGUCAUAAAGGCAGGGCGCUGGGCAGAAAAUGUUUUGAGAAGUGUUGUUGCAGAAAAACUUCAUACCACUGAAGAUGGAGAACGAGACAGUCAGUGAACUGAACCAAACACAGCUGCAGCCACGAGCGGUGGUGGCCCUCGAAUACCAAGUGGUCACCAUCUUACUUGUGCUCAUUAUCUGUGGCCUGGGCAUCGUGGGCAACAUCAUGGUAGUCCUGGUGGUCAUGAGAACCAAGCACAUGAGGACCCCUACAAACUGCUACUUGGUGAGUCUGGCAGUCGCCGAUCUCAUGGUGCUGGUGGCUGCGGGCCUGCCCAACAUCACAGACAGUAUCUACGGCUUCUGGGUCUAUGGCUAUGUGGGCUGCCUGUGCAUUACGUACCUCCAGUACUUGGGCAUUAAUGCAUCCUCCUGUUCCAUCACAGCCUUCACCAUUGAGAGGUACAUAGCAAUCUGUCACCCCAUCAAAGCCCAGUUUCUCUGCACGUUUUCCAGAGCCAAAAAGAUCAUCAUCUUUGUCUGGGCUUUCACCUCCGUUUACUGCAUGCUCUGGUUCUUCCUGCUGGAUCUCAACAUCAGCACCUACAAAGAUACGAUCGUCGUCUCCUGCGGCUACAAGAUCUCCAGAAAUUACUACUCACCAAUUUACCUAAUGGACUUUGCUGUCUUCUAUGUGGUGCCGAUGAUUCUGGCCACUGUCCUCUAUGGAUUCAUAGCUAGGAUCCUCUUCUUAAAUCCCAUUCCUUCAGAUCCUAAAGAAAACUCUAAGACAUGGAAAAAUGACUCACUUCAUCAGAACAAGAAUUUGAAUUCCAAGGCCUCUAAUAGGUGUUUCAACAGCACUGUAUCUUCAAGGAAGCAGGUCACCAAGAUGCUGGCAGUGGUUGUAAUUCUGUUUGCCCUUUUAUGGAUGCCCUACCGGACUCUUGUGGUUGUUAAUUCAUUUCUCUCCAGUCCUUUCCAAGAAAAUUGGUUCUUACUCUUUUGCAGAAUUUGCAUUUAUCUCAACAGUGCCAUCAAUCCAGUGAUUUACAACCUCAUGUCCCAGAAAUUCCGAGCAGCCUUCAGAAAACUCUGCAACUGUAAACAGAAGCCGCCGGAGAAACCCGCUAACUACAGUGUGGCUCUGAAUUACAGCGUCAUUAAGGAGUCAGAUCACUUAAGCACGGAGCACGAUGAUAUCAUGGUCACUGACACUUAUUUGUCUGCCACGAAAGUGUCUUUUGAUGACACCUGCUUGGCUUCUGAAAUAACUUUCAGUCAAAGCUGAUUCAUGAGUUAGAAGAAAACGGACCACAAAGGAAAUCUGUGUAGUUAUCAACCCAAGCGUGGAAAAGGCCAAUACUCACAUGUGAAGACAGCAGAUAAAAUCUUUUCCAGUGUUCUAACAAAUCCCGGCCCAAGACAGUUUAACCCACAGAAUGAUUUAUGUUCCCCUUCUGGAAUCACAAAGCUAAUAUCAUAAAAUAUGAAGCAGAUCUGUGAAGUAGCCAAAGGCUGACAGUCCAAAGGGCAGCCCUUUCUCACUGAGAAAUUUAUUUUAUUUGGAGGGACUAUGGAGCUUAGAUAAAAUCUAGAGAUCAAUUUACGUUAUCUAUAAUAGCUCUAUUAAAUAUGAUUUCUCAACUGCUCCCCCAAAUUAUUUAUACAUAAGGUGAGGUAAAACUAGGUUUACAGUUGUUUAUAUGGAAAAUAAUACAAUAAUUAAUAAAUAAUAAUACGAGAGUAAACUCUGUUUCCCGUAUUUACAACUGUAAACUUACUUUUGCUACCCCCGUCUUUGGUAAUUUUACAAAAUGCAAAUGUUUUGCAUUUAGCACUUCAACAAAGUACAAUGUUAUAUCAUGGAUAUCUGAGACUACAGGAAAAAAUACAAAAAAUAUUUUACUUCUUGAGUAAACAUGAGAUUUCAAACCAAUAUGUACUAUACUAAAACAAAUACAAAAGCAAAUAUCAUAAUGCUUAUAAAAUUUUGAGAUGACUUUUAUAUCUUACAAAGUAGAUAGUCAUCAUUUCAACUUUAAUGUAAAAAAGGUUACAAAACAGCCAAAAUUACAAAUUAUGAGGACAUGUAGAUUUAAUUUUUAGAUGUAUCCAGUUCUUACCGACUCUUCAAGCUUCCUGAUGGAUGAGACACAAGAAUUAUUCAGAUUAAAUAACUUUGAAGAUAAAAACUAACACACGAUUAAUAUUGAAAAGUAUAGUCAAGACAAGACCAAGUGUUUAAAAUAGGGUUUUACUUUUCUCUGAAACUUUUAAGAAAGAGAAUCUUUUUUGAGCAAGCAUUGUUGUGUAUAAAUUACUGAGCCAUGUCAAGUGACUAAGUCCUUCUAACUGAAUCUGGCUUAAAAGUCAGAAUGUUACUUGCUGUUACAUAUGUACUUACUUACUUACCUGCUAAAGUCAAAAGCUUACUUGCUGUUCUCAAAGUCUAACUACAACACUCCCAGAUAAAGACACCCACCCCUCUGAGCAUUGUGUGGAGCCUACAGACUUUAACUUGUCUACAAUUGUUUGUCCUUUCUGCCUGCUUGUUAUUUGUAGAUUCUUUAUCUUUUUUCAAAUGCUUAGUGAUAUUUUGUUUAUAGAGUCUAAAUCAGAGCAAUGCAAAAUGUUGUUGGUUUUAUUUCCUACACAGAGAAAACUGAUUUCGACUCAUGAUCAGUAUCUCUUUAGAGUUAUGACUUACACCUGCUAUUUUAUUCCAGUGGUUAUAUGAGAGAAGUAGGAAUGUGAAUUUUCUCAGGACAUAGUCUUACUUUAAGUCCUUCCAAAAGACUCACCUGCUGAGAUUUGGCCAAUCAGCAUCUCCAAGUGUAUACAUUACACUUGGCAAUGACUCAGUGAUAGCUGAUUUUUAAUGACUGAGUCAGAAAGUCCUGGGUACAUUUAAGUGUUCCAUAGGCUGGAAUUUCGCCUCUCCAGCCUGUGUCCCGUUUUGUGCUUUUUUUUUUCUGGAAUCUAAUCAUUAAUGAAAAUCACCCUACCCCGCCUUUCUAAAUGAAGAAUACACCAUUCUGUUUGGGAAACUCCAGGUUUAAAAUGCUGUUUCAUGGAGACUUUGCCAUCCAGAACUUCAUUCGAAAUAUGCUUCUGUACAAAUCGGCCUCAUCUACUCCGGGAAGACAUUCUUAUCCUGUCCCUGUGUCAGUAAACAAGUGCAAGCAAAUAUUUAUAUACAUACCCUAACAUCUGUCUGCAUGACACUAAGAAAUCUAUUUUAACUGACUUGCAUCUGGGUUGAAUGUUAAUCUUGGAAGCAUGUAGAGAGAUCACCAACUCCACACCACACAAGCACAUGGGCAGGUGCAUAUAAACACAGACACGCAUAUAAAUAAAUUGCUUAACAAAAGGGAUUGGACCAUAUUAGAUUUUUUUCCAUUGGGAUAAGGAACUUAUAUCAUUGAACUUCUAACGAUGUCUCAGGCAUGCUGCUAGGUCCUUAGCCAACGUUAUCUUCACCACAAUCUCACUGCGGCUGUAAUGUCUCUUAUGAUAAGACCAAACAUCAAGGAUCAAGACAGCUUCCCUAAAUUGUGUAGCUAUUAGGGAGAGAGAAUAUGUCUCUUUUUUAAGCCAGCAUGCUUAUUAAAAUUCUUGUAGCCUAAAGGCUUAAAUAAUAAAAUAUAUAUAUAUACUUCGUAGGAUGGUAGUAUCAUAUGUUGAGAAAAUUACAGUUUGUCUUACAUGUUAUACACAGAACACAUUAUACCUCUCCCACCUUUGGAAAUUUAAUAUCUGAGCCCAGUUUUUCCAUUUUAAUUUUUUUAAUUAUUUGCUUAUAAUUAGUUUUCGAGCACAAAGGAAAUGCAGAAGAGCACAGUUCACAGUGUCUCAACUCUAAAGCAAAUGCCAUAGCAAAAUUAAAUGUUCCUGUGCAAUGUCCAAUAGGUGUUUGGGUUUACACAGAAGACAUAUGGCUUUCUUUCUCACACUGUACUAAAUGGUAAAGAAGUUCCAUGAAGAAUCAAAACUUAAUAUACCAUCAAAUGAAAAAUUAAGAGCUAAAUUAAAAACUGCUGCUGGAGUGAAAUAACAUUAUUAAAGGCUUCCCUUAAUAUAAUUCCUUGAGUUGUUUUACCCCAAUUUCAUUAGUUGCUGAGUGUCUUCAGUUAGAUCUUGCACUUGAGAUAAUGAGGUAAAAGUCACAGAUCAUGAAUAAAACAAGCAAACAUAAACUCCCUCCUAAGACUUCACCAUCAGUAUUGUGAAUAUAUCUCUGGAGCUUCACUCAAUACAACUACCGUAAAUACUGGAAAGAAAUGGGAAAAAUCUAAGUUAGAUUCAGUCUUAAACAGACUAAAUGCACAGAACAAUACAACUUGACAAUGUUUGAAACAAAAGGAUGGUUUGAGCUAAACAAUUAGUACAGACAAAGGAAAACUGUAGCCAUGAAACUUAGUUUUGUAUAACUAAAUCUUAAAUGGACACUGUUAAAUUUUCAGAAGAAUGUGUUGGAAUAACAAGACAAUCUGUCAAUGAAGCUGAGUCCACACAGCGCUGGACCACUCUUACAGAAGAAGAGCUCAUCAUUCUGAACUAUGUGACAUCUGUAAACCUGACAGAAGAGAGAGAAUAUUAACUUUCUGGAGGAAAAGGAUAUUUUAAAUAGUUUACCCAUGACCCUGAGAACUCUAUAAAUAUUACAUCCCAAAUUAAAGAAUGGAGUAAGAAUAGAGUCAGGAAACUAGAUGUGAAUGAGAGAGUGCCCAGAAACAACUAGUCAGUCCUAAGCUCAAAGAAAAGUUUUUCAAAUGUUUGGAUUCCCUUGUUCCCCUUGGAAGAAGCAGAGGAUGAAAACCUUUAGCAAUUUAUUUUCUACUGAUGUUCAGUUGUCUAUUGUAAACAUCCACCAAAGCCAAGAUUUGGCUGAGUAAAUAUGUUUUCAGAGUAAUGCACAUGAAGAAGACUUACAGAGCUGUGUAGAAGAUAAACGUAGUUUUUUUUCUUUCCCUCCUCCCCUAUCAAACUCUUACCCCUGUAUAAACAUCACCUCUUCCUCAGAGCAGGUAGUUUCAUUUGACUUCAUUUAAGAUAAAACCUGGAUGUGUAAAAGUGUAAAUAUUCUUUCAACUGUAUUUAUCUACAAGAAAAUAUUUUGCUGUUCUGAACACUGUCAUGUUUUCAUAAAAUCAUAUUUAAAGUAUGGAAAAACUGAUGCUUAUAAAAUCUCUAACUUAUAUCCUUGUUUUCAGUGGGGGUCAUUUGCAGAGUGAAGCCAGCUACUCAGCGUGGAUUGUCCUUCUCCCCCCAAAAAAGAGGUUUGGUGUUUCAGAAGUUUCCAUGAGAAACCAGUAAAAGAGCACUCAAUGUGUGCAAAGUCAUUGCAGAACACAGAGGUCUCUUCCCAUCCUUGAGGAGCUCACAGUCCAUAAAAAAAUACAUAUAUGAUACCAUUUCAAGAUAAAUGGCAACAUCUAGAGUUUAAUUAGAGAUGUCAUGUUCUAAAAAAGCAAUUGUUAAAAAUUUUAGAUAUGUCUUAAAAUGACUUUUAAUAUAAAGAUCAUUUAAGUACUGUAAUUCUAUUUUAUGAACGAUAAUUAGAUAUAUCGAGUCAUUUAAUUCUUAACUGCACCAAUUCCACAGGGGAAAAAAGGUCAGAUAACACCCUGCGAUAUUUUUGUUCAUAUGUUUGGUCUAUAUAAGUAUAAUCUCAAAUCGCCCCGCAGAAAACCUCACUUACGUGAGUUGCACAUUGGGGAACAGUUUGGUUACCAAGAUGGCUAGCACCAAAUGGACCAUGCUGGUAGAAACUAGUCCUAUAUGGUUCCGAUUUUAAUAUUCAAAUACUCUCUUUUGAGAAGAGUGGCUGUGCACGUGUGUACACAACGCUGGCAGGCCUGUUUUACGUUCCUCUACACCAAGCCCACUCGCGGUCAAUCCAAUCUGAGGUGACUGAUUGAUGUUUUAGAAAUUACAUCUGGAAACACAGGGGGCAGCGUGAAACAGUACAGCUGGGACAGCACAUUGUCAGAGCUGUCAAGUCUGGAUGCAGCAAGAAAACAAGACAGUUUUACGGCCCAUAAACAGCAAAUCCACAGAAUGAUUGCCUGCUGUCCUCACAGAGGAGCAUCUGGGUCGAGUCCAUACUACAGGCUCUCCACUGCAAUAAUGGAAAUGAAUGCACUUUGAAACUAUAAAAGUUAAAAGGACAGGAUAAGCAAUAGAGCUGGCUAGAGCUUCUGUAACUUAUAUGAGCCCCAAAGCAACACCACCUAUAAGUGACUAUUUUGUUCCUCAGAGAAUAAUAGACUAUUUUUUAUGCAAGUGGCUCUUCUCUGACUUGCAAAAGAAAAAAAAGAGAGAACAAAGCUUCUCAAGAAUAUCAUGGACUGAUAUAGAUAAGACGGAGACUUUCCAGAAAAAAAAAAAAAAAAGAAAACCCAGCACGGCAGUAGAAUGAGCUGCCACCUACCUGGAGGUCUGAAUUCAGAAGCCGGCAAGAACCGUUUCUAUAUUAUUGAAAGGGCAUGCAAGGGCUCCUCCUCCAGGAAGGAGGCCAAAUGUUUACUCCCUUGCUGGGAAGGAUGGACCACUCCCACUUUGGUAAACACGAGAAUUAUUGGGGAGCUUAUCUUAAAGUGAACUUUAUUUGACCUUGCCCCAAGAGAUUCUCAUUUAUUAGGUGAUUUUGAUUGACGCGUGUGUCUGACCACACCUUGAAAGCUACCGACUGCUGAUCCCCCAUAUAGAUGCUUGAAGUCUCUUAUACACAAUUCUUAAUAAACAAACUCCAUGGACAAAUCCUUGAGGUGAAGUCUAUUUCAUCUUUGUAUUUCACAAACUAUCUAAACUUGGGUGACAUCUGCAAGUAUCUGUUCAAUGAAUGAAUAAAUCAGCGAAUCCCAAACUAGGGAAUGCAUUUUGAAAUCUGCCGAAGCCCAAUUUGCCUAUAGGUCUGUCUGCACAAUCAGAUAACUAGUUCUGUUUGUUUCCUAUUUUUUAAAAAUACUUUUCUCGGCUCAGUGAAAGCCACCGCUUUAAGUGUGCUAGAUCACGGUCAGAAUGAUCCCUCCCGUAGGCACAAUGCUCGACAAUUUCAACCGCACUUUCAAGUCCUAAUUUAAAAGUCAUCUAAUUUAAUAAUGAGAAAAAAAAAGACUACUAACACAUUGUCUCUGCCCUCGAGGAGAUUACGAUUUAAUGACAACAUACAAACUCAGAAACAUAAGAAAUACAAAAUUCAUAAUUGGAAGCCAUAUUCGGUGCUUUCAGAAUUAUAAACAAGUGAGUUCUUCCGAGGAAAAGGUGUCAUCAGUCAGACCUGGAGUCACUAAGGAGGACUUUGUAGAUAGAGAGCAUAGGACUUUUUCCAAAGAUAGAUUUGACUUCGAUAGUUAAAUCCACAUGGGAGAAACAAAAUGAGUGAGGGCAGGGAGACACAAAUAAACCUUAGAGCGAGGCUCUGGACACAAAGAGUGUGUAAAUAUCCAAGGCAAGUCCGUCUCAUGCAGGAGUGAUUGAGACGGGCAGCUUGCCCUUUAGUAUUGCCACCGCCAGUGAAGCCCCAAGUAAAGCACAAGAAAAGAAGGGAAGCACCUGCUGGCACUCACAUUUGGUGAGGAAAUACUCCCCCCGACACUAGACUAUAAGAAACAUAUUGGCCAGCUAUGUUAAUAUUCUAUACUUUGAAUUUCACUUAUUAUCUAUAGAAAAUAUAGUACACUAUUUCUUGUGUGUUAUAAUUCUUAUGGUUUUAAUUUUCCAAG
Phyllostomus discolor (pale spear-nosed bat) is the source of this 7940-nucleotide messenger RNA. RefSeq names its product thyrotropin releasing hormone receptor (gene TRHR). Gene Ontology annotation, cellular component: membrane. The transcript has 3 exons. Gene Ontology annotation, biological process: phospholipase C-activating G protein-coupled receptor signaling pathway. Gene Ontology annotation, molecular function: thyrotropin-releasing hormone receptor activity. Bases 305 to 1501 code for a protein of 398 amino acids. The record is from RefSeq and is a predicted model, not a curated record. Lineage: Eukaryota; Metazoa; Chordata; Mammalia; Chiroptera; Phyllostomidae.